This is a messenger RNA of Nicotiana tabacum (common tobacco), 583 nucleotides long. NCBI's taxonomy places the organism in Eukaryota, Viridiplantae, Streptophyta, Magnoliopsida, Solanales, Solanaceae. The record is from RefSeq and is a predicted model, not a curated record.
GCAGAAACAACUGUUAUCAAUCAAUGCACACAGCUUCUUUCUCCAUCGGCUGAUCCCACAUAUGUUAUGACUUAUAUUAACCACAGUUUUCCUCAACACCGCCAGUAUCUUUGUGCUGGUGCGUGGAUACUAAUGCAUGGACAUCCGGAGAAUAUUAACUGCAUAAACCUUGGACGUGUCUUGAGGGAGUUUUCUCCUGAAGAGGUGACUGCAAAUAUUUAUACGAUGGUAGAUGUUUUGCUUCAUCAUAUUCACUUGGAACUACAGCGUGGACAUCCCUUGCAGGAUCUUAUGCUAAAAGCAUGUGGAAACCUUUCAAUUUUCAUCUGGACCCAUGAGCUUUUGCCUCCAGAUAUCUUGCUACUUGCACUUAUUGACCGCGAUGAUAAUCCACAUGCUUUGCGCAUUGUAAUUAACUUACUUGACAGUAAAGAGCUCCAACAAAGAGUAAAACUUUAUCUCAUAAAUCGUGGCCCACCUGAACAUUGGCUUUCUUCUGGACCUUUCAAGCGUGUGGAACUGCAGAAAGCUCUUGGAAACUAUCUGUCAUGGAAGGAAAGGUAACAAAUUGAACAUUUUUUUU